Chaetomium fimeti is the source of this 549-nucleotide messenger RNA. RefSeq names its product glycosyl hydrolase family 61-domain-containing protein. NCBI's taxonomy places the organism in Eukaryota, Fungi, Ascomycota, Sordariomycetes, Sordariales, Chaetomiaceae. The record is from RefSeq and is a predicted model, not a curated record. Bases 1 to 549 code for a protein of 182 amino acids. The transcript is spliced from 5 exons.
AUGAGUGUGAUCGGGAUCGGGAACGGCCAUGCGUCGAUCAUUCACAGAGAUGUGACCUCAAUCGACCUCCAGUGCGGCGGCAUCAGCAGCGAGGGAACCGUGGGAUCGGAGCCCGCCCCUCUUCACGCCACCGCCGAGGCCGGGUCGACCGUCAACCUGAAGUGGACGCUGUCGUCCAACUCGCACAUGGGGCCCGCUCUCACCUACAUGGCACGGUGCCCCGAUGAGGGGUGUGACAAGUGGCUGCCGGGAGAGGAACCCGUCUUCUAUAAGGUCCAUCACGACGGCCGCCACACCACCGACAAGUCCUACCCAGACGACAUCUGGGCCGUCCUGAUCGCGCUGCACUCGGCGUGGGCGGAGGGCGAGGCCCAGUUCUACCCGUCGUGCCACCAGCUGCGCGUGACGGGCGCCAGCACGGUCAACUCGAGCGAGGGCCUGGUCAGCUUUCCGGGGGCGUACAAGGCGGAUGAUGUGGGGAUUUUUAUUGAUGUUUGGAAUCCGGGUAACUACACGAUUCCGGGACCGGCCGUCUUCCAGUGCCUUUAG